Drosophila teissieri is the source of this 1733-nucleotide messenger RNA. Its product is annotated as cytochrome P450 6a2-like. Gene Ontology annotation, molecular function: iron ion binding; heme binding; oxidoreductase activity, acting on paired donors, with incorporation or reduction of molecular oxygen. Lineage: Eukaryota; Metazoa; Arthropoda; Insecta; Diptera; Drosophilidae. The record is from RefSeq and is a predicted model, not a curated record. The coding region runs from base 105 to 1733 and encodes 542 amino acids. The transcript has 2 exons.
CAUUAGUACAGAGAAGCGGUUCGGUACCUCUUUGAAGGUGCUCUUAAAACGAUAAGUAAAGUAGCCGAGUUUGUAAUCAUGACUACCAACUAAAAUGCCUCGUCAUGCGUCGCGGGGAACCCUAUAAAAAGUGCCCCAACAUUUCAUCAUGGAGAUCAGAAAAUCGUCAUAGGUCGAGCACUACGAAUGCGAACCGGGAGCAGCUAGGCAACAUGUUUGUUUUAAUAUAUCUUCUGAUCGCGAUCUCUUCGCUUUUGGCCUACUUGCACCACCGCAACUUCAACUACUGGAGUCGCCGCGGAGUGCCACACGAUGCGCCGCAUCCACUGUAUGGCAACAUGGUCGGGUUCCGGAAGAGCCGGGUAAUGCAAAACUUCUUCUUUGACUACUACAACAAGUACCGAAAGAGCGGCAACCCCUUCGUGGGCUUUUACUUCCUGCACAAGCCGGCCGCCUUCAUCGUGGACACCCAGCUGGCCAAGAACAUCCUGAUCAAGGACUUCGCGAACUUCGCCGAUCGCGGCCAGUUCCACAACGGACGCGACGAUCCGCUCACGCAGCACCUGUUCAACCUGGACGGAAAGAAGUGGAAGGAUAUGCGUCAGCGGCUGACGCCCACGUUCACCUCGGGCAAGAUGAAGUUCAUGUUCCCCACGGUGAUCAAGGUGUCCGAGGAGUUUGUCAAGGUGAUCACGGAGCAGGUGCCCGCCGCCCAGAACGGAGCUGUGCUCGAGAUCAAGGAGCUGAUGGCCAGAUACACCACCGAUGUGAUUGGCACCUGUGCCUUCGGCAUUGAGUGCAACACGCUGCGCAACCCAGUCAGCGAUUUCCGCACCAUGGGAAAGAAGGUGUUCACCGAGGUGCGUCACGGGAGACUGCUCACCAUGUUCAUGUUCAGCUUUCCCAAGCUGGCCAGCAGGCUGCGGAUGCGCAUGCUGCCGGAGGACGUCCACCAGUUCUUCAUGCGCCUUGUCAACGACACGAUUGCCCUCCGGGAGCGGGAGAACUUCAAGAGGAAUGACUUCAUGAACCUGCUGAUCGAACUGAAGCAGAAAGGGCGCGCCACCCUGGACAACGGUGAGGUGAUCGAGGGCAUGGACAUCGGUGAACUGGCCGCCCAGGUGUUCGUCUUCUAUGUGGCCGGCUUUGAGACCUCCUCCUCGACUAUGAGCUACUGCCUGUAUGAGUUGGCCCAGAAUCAGGGCAUCCAGGACAGGCUGAGGAACGAGAUCGAAACGGUGCUGGAGGCACACGAGGGGCAGCUGACAUAUGACUCCAUCAAGGCCAUGACCUACUUGGACCAGGUCAUCUCAGAAACCCUGAGGCUCUACACCUUGGUGUCCCACCUCGAACGGCAGGCCCUUAACGACUACGUGGUGCCAGGCCACGAGAAGUUGUUGAUUGAGAAGGGCACUCAGGUCCUAAUUCCCGCGUGUGCCUACCACCGCGAUGAGGAUCUUUAUCCCAAUCCUGAGGUCUUCGAUCCCGAGCGCUUCUCGCCGGAGAAAGUGGCCGCCCGCGAGUCCGUGGAGUGGCUGCCAUUCGGCGACGGACCGCGGAACUGCAUCGGGAUGCGGUUUGGCCAAAUGCAGGCCCGCAUCGGCCUGGCUCAGAUCAUCAGCCGGUUCCGGAUAUCCGUCUGCGACCAGACAGAGAUCCCACUCAAGUAUAACCCCAUUUCCAUAGCUUUGGUCCCCGCUGGGGGCAUCUACUUGCGGAUGGAGCGCAUCUAA